Cucurbita moschata (crookneck pumpkin) is the source of this 1255-nucleotide messenger RNA. Its product is annotated as probable calcium-binding protein CML22. Gene Ontology annotation, molecular function: calcium ion binding. NCBI's taxonomy places the organism in Eukaryota, Viridiplantae, Streptophyta, Magnoliopsida, Cucurbitales, Cucurbitaceae. The coding region runs from base 250 to 873 and encodes 207 amino acids. The record is from RefSeq and is a predicted model, not a curated record. The transcript has 5 exons.
AAAGCAUAAGCAUUUAGGAUCAUAGGUGAGCAGAGCUGCUCUGUUGUCAAAGAAACCCAUAAUGGCAUCUCCACUUUAGACCAAAGCGAAACCCGUUCCAUUUGUCUUCUCUCCGUUGCUCUUUUGUUUCCUAUUUCCUCCGCCGAACUUCAGACGAGCUUUCUUCUCAGUGUUUCCAUGGAAGAUUCAUCUGGCACACAUUGAUUUUCUCUAUCUUUUACUCUAAAGGAACGUCUCAUUCUAGCCAUCAUGUCCAAAGUUGGAAACAUGUUUUUGUGCUGCAGUUCAUCAAAUAAAUAUAACAGAAUAGAUGAAAAGCUUGGAAGAAAAAUGGUUGAAGUCAAAAGAAAUUUAGCUGGACAUGACAAUUUCAAGUCAUUAAAUGGCAUAAUCUUGAGAUUUCCCCAAUUCAGAGAGGGAUUACAAAACAUCAGGGGUGUAUUUGAACAGUAUGAUGAAGAUUCCAAUGGAAGCAUCGAUCGCGAAGAACUCAAGAAAUGCUUACAGCAGCUGCAAAUGCAUAUGACCGAGGACGAAGUUGAGGAUCUUUUCCACUCUUGUGACAUUGAUGGAAGUUCUGGAAUACAGUUCAACGAGUUUAUCGUUCUUCUAUGUCUCAUUUAUCUCCUCAAGGACCAGCAUUCGCCCACCAAAUCAAAGCUGGGUUCACCUCAACUUGAAGCAACUUUUGACACCAUAAUCCAAGCUUUCAUAUUUCUUGAUAAAAAUGGUGAUGGCAAUCUCAACAAGAAAGAAAUGGUCAAGGCUCUGAACGAGGCUUCUCCAUUCGAGAGAUCCCCUGCACGCAUUACAAAGACUAGAUUUCGUAUUCCUCCCUUCAUUAAAGAUUCUCCAUUUAACAAAUCGUUCUAGACAAUUUAAACAUAUCUGAUCAAACAAUGAGAAAUGGACUGGAACAACAGCGGGAAGGUGAAUUUCAGGGAAUUUCUAUUUGGUUUCAUUAACUGGGUUGGAAUUGACACGGAUGAUGACCUCUCUCUUGAAUGAAGUUAUGAGACAUCAAGACAUCGUAUAGACAUGAAAGACGGCGGCUUCAAAAAUAAGGUCAGGCUGAUAUGUCAUAUUCAUAAUUGAAUGUUUGUUUAUUUCAUUUGGUGAAUUGUAAUUGUAAUGUUCUGGAGAUGUUGUGAAUUAUAUUACAUAAUGUCAUUCUUAUUAUCGUUACGUGGUUGUUGAUAUGAACGUAGUUCAAUUAAUCAAGAUAAUUGUAUGGAUGAGAAACCAUCGUUUUUAA